AAUGCGGCAGCAGAAGAAAUACAAAACCAGAAUGCUGCUAUGUCUGCUUGUAGGUUAGGGAUUUUUUGUUUACCAAAGAAAACGGAAUAAUGGACGAAUAUUUGCUGCUUGUGCUUUUUACGCUUCUCCGUUUAGUUGUUCCUAGGGAAUAUAAUGAACAAUGCAAGCAGUUUCUGAAAACCAAAGAAGACGGCAGGGAAAUACACUACGAUUUAAAUAGAUUUUCAGGAAGAUACACAAUUGAACUAGAAGUUAUUUCGUCUGAUGGACUUCGUGGUGGUCCACAAUAUCAAGUCAUGGUUAAUCUUUGUCAUCCCCUUGUAAAUAAUGGCCAUUGCACUACCAAUGGAACAGCAUGUAUAUUUGAAAAAGACACAAAUGAUAUUUAUCAAUUGAACCACAAUGAGUCUAUUGUCGUAAUAAAUGGUACCUCAGAUACCUUGAAUUUUGACUUAAUAGAUUCACGGUGCAAAAAUGAUAGUAGUAAACCAUUCAUUUAUCACUUCCAUAUGCGAUGUAACUCAAAGGAUGAAAACCCAUCUCCAAAAUUUUUGGGAGAGUGGACUGGGUUUGGCAGUUGUGAAGUCCAUAUAUAUGGGCUUGCUGGAGGAUACUGUGGAAUUUUUGAGGAUGAAGUACCUUGUGGUGUCCAAUUAGAGCACAAUGUGACACUAGAUUUGAGACCAUUAAGGUCAAGCACGUUUUGGACAACCCGUGAUCCUAUUAGUAAUAAGACAUACCAAUUAAAUAUAUGUGGACCAGUGAGAAAAGGUGCAUGUAACAGUACAGCUUCUUUAUGUGAAAUUGAUGAGGUAUCAAAUAAAACAACAGUUCUUGCGGAUACCAUGUAUGCAUUUUACAGUCGUCUUAUAGGCAUUGUGAUUGGCUUUGCCAAAAAAGAUAGAGGACGUGGUAAAGCAGAAAUUGCUUUGCAAUGUGUCCCUGACAAUGAAGAUUUUCACCAGCCAGUAAUAUCUUACAAAGUCAAUAAGAAAAAAACAAAAUCUUUUUUGAUGGAAACUCCAAUAGGUUGUUUGGCUCCUCCUCCUCUAUGUAUUGCUGUUGACGAAGACACUGGACAACAGUACAAUUUGUAUUCUAUGGCCGGUCAGGUCCUAGAAUUUGACUAUGGUGCUUCAAAAGUAAUAAUUUCUGUAUGUGGUCCAAUCUACCCAAAGAAGGAUCCAAAAUUACCGUGUUCAGGACCAGGAUUUGCCUCUUGUCAAAUACGUGGGAAGACUGUUAUACGAGUCAUGGGUGUGCAGGGACAGGCACCAGAAGUGAUCACUGACAGAAGUAACAAAAACCAUAGUUUUAUUCGUUUUGUUUUCCCAGAUGGUGAUCGUUGUGGUUUUGGCAAACCUGGGCAGAGAUAUAAGACUUACUUGGAACUCUACUGUGAAACAAUGCCUAAUUUAAUAAAAAUAGAAGAAUCUGGGUGUGAUAUGUAUGUAAGGCAUGUAACACCAGCAGCGUGUCCAAACAGGGAUGUUGUUGGAAAAGAUUGUAGAAUACAAUCUCCACUUGACAGUUCAACCAUUGAUCUUAAUGAUUUAAGAAAUGAAUCAGAUAUUUUAUGUCCAGUGUUAACCAAUAAUGUUAAGCCUCAAUUAAGAUUCAACCUAUGUGGUCCUCUUGUAAAGCCAUGCAAUGGCAACACAAAUACCAGUGUAUGCUGGUAUAAAGGAGAUACAGAAUAUCCAAUAGGUCCACCAGCAACAAUUCCGAAGUACUAUGACGGAAUAAUAAAAUUUGACUUGUAUGGCCCUCCUUGUGAGCUUGGAAAGGAAUAUACAAAAGUGACCAUCAUGUUGUAUUGUGAUUUAUUAGCUAAAACAAUCCAACACAGCAACCUCGACUUCAUUGCAGCACAGGAUUGUCAUUUUUAUGUGGUAUGGAGGACAAACAAAGUGUGUGCACGCUAUGUGGAAGAGGGAAAGUGUAAUGUUAGGAGUGAUGUAUCAGGAAACUGGUAUGACCUAUCCACUCUAUCAAAUCCUGAAUUGGAACAUAAAAUAUCUGUGCUAAAUGAAAAUUCGGGGGACAAAAUGUAUAUUAUUGUAAACAUUUGUGGUUCUUUUGAAAAUAAAGAUGGUAAUCAUUGCCCCACUUAUUCUGAAAUUUGUUGGCACCGGCGGGCAAAUGAUUCAGUUUCAAAAGAUAGAUUCAUCAGCCUUGGAGCAAAGGAUGACACAGGCCCCUUCAUAGAUGAUCAGAACCCUACGAAAAACUCCUUAAGAAUAAAUCUGAAAAAUGGCGAUCUCUGUGACAAUAACAAGAAGCAGCGAUACUCAUCAACUAUAACUUUUAUCUGUGAUCCACUGGAAUACAACUCAUCAGAAAUAACUGGAGAGUUAUCUUCUCCUUGUCACUUUGAAUUUCUGUGGAAAACAAAAGAUGCAUGUUCAGCAAGUUAUAAUGAGAGGUACAAGGAGAAAAAAAGGAGUUGUGGAGCUGUAAAUAAAAAGAGCCUCAAGAGGUUCAAUUUGAGUCCUCUUAAAAAUAAGACAUGGAUUAUGCCCAUCUCACCUCCAGCCUACCCUAAAACUGCCUUUGCACUUUUGUCAGUGUGCUCCAAACUUCCUAAGCUAGAGUUCGGAGACUGCGGACUCAAUUCUGGAUCUUGCAUUCAGAAUUUUACAACAGUCUCCAGUGUAGGUGUGUUUAAUGAUGAUCUCCAUCACAUUGGCAACCAGUUGGUUCUUACUUAUCUGAGUGGAAACCCAUGUGAAGAAACAAGUAUUUUUCGAACCGAAAUUACUUUUCUAUGCACUAAUGAGUUUUUUCCAAGAAAUGGGCCUCAGUAUGUUGGUGUUGAUAAAUGUGUUCAACACUUUGUGUUUUUCACAGAUUUGGCCUGUGAAGAAAACACUCUAUUCUGCUCGGUUGAUACCCCAUUCUAUGGAGAUGGGGUUGAUAUUUCACUAGUCAGUUUAAUGCAGCCAACAGCUCCUUAUCGAGUAGAGUCACCUGAUGGCCACGUAUUUCUUAUAAAUGUCUGUGGUUCACUGCCAAGAUUUAGUAGAGAAGGUUGUAAAGAGGGAGCAUCAAUAUGCAUGCUGCACUCUGACUCGCGAUUUCCAAUUGAGAAACCUUUGAGCCUAGGUACACCUUAUGGCAGACCUUAUCUUGAUCACCCACCUGGUGACAGAAAGCCACAAGUAGUAUGGCAGUAUUAUGGAGAGGAGCCUUGUCCUUUUCCCUCCAAGGGGAAGGCCAGUGCUACUAUUCGUUUCAUUUGUGACCCCAGCAUUGGUCCUGGAAGGCCAAAGUAUGAAGGGAAAGGAACUGGAGACUGUAAUUACCUCUUUUCAUGGAAUACAAGUGUUGUCUGCAUUGAAGACAGAGUCGAAUUCGAUCGCCAAAACUGUCUACUAACGAACUAUGGUACACAUGAAACCUUUAAUCUAACGGGAUUAUAUCCAGAGAGUGUACUAAAGGAUAUGGUCAAAGGAUUAAAGCCAAGUCUGACUGGAGAGAAUCUAUUUGUCUAUUUAUGUGCCUGGCCACAGUAUUGGAUGGAUGUAGCAUCAUCAGAAACUAUUGAGUGUAAAGACACAGCUGUUUGUGCUCACCUUGGAAAUGGCUUCAUGAAUUUCACUGGCUUUGGGUACCAACACUUUGCAUAUUAUGACAGCAGUAAUAACACCGUCAAAAUAUUUUUCCGUGGUACUUAUCGGAACACUUGUGCUGACAGAGAAAUUUCAGGUGCUGAAAUCUGGUUUCCUUGUGCCUCAGAUAGACGAAUGCACAAGCCAAAGCUGUUGGCGGCGACCGAGUGUCAUGUGGUGAUCGAGUGGCCCAACUCCCUCAUGUGCCCUCCGGGAGCUGUGGUCGAGCAGCAAGAGAAGUCGCGCCUUCACAACGGUAUGACUACAAUAUUCACCCUCUUGGCAAUCGCGAUGGUCGGCUCAGGCAUCCUGUACCUUAUACGAAAGACUCUGUGCUGGUCAGGAGUUCGCAGCCGAGUAAACAGGCUCAUGGGCUACAAACACUCCAGUUUGGUCACUUACCACGCGGACCCUCAAGAGGAGUGGACAGAGUUUGAGGCACUCAACGAAUAAAAAUGGAAUAGUAAAUUAUAUUGUUGGUCUUCAAAGUGUAAACUGUUAUCAAUAGAUGAGCGCGACUCUCCGUUGGAAGCUAACAAGCUAAGAUAGGCAAGGCAUAUGGAUUGCAGGUGUUGGCUGUGUGUUUAAAAAGAGUUUGUUUAAAGGGGUUUGCUACCAAAUGGUUUGCUGAAGUCUGGAUUGACUGGUGAUUGAUUUCUGUGUUAAGGUCUCUAAAAGUAUGAAAUAAUUGAAAAUGUGCCGAAUAUCAAACUCUCUUGUGAGUUUUUUGAAUUGUGAUCAGUCUCAUGCUAUUCUCAAGACUGUCUCUACCCUCCAUCAUAAGUCUGAUUGAGUGUUUACUCGGUGAAGAUCAAUAUGUUCUUUGAAAUGUAUACUAUUCUUGACUUAAACAACUAGAACCUCCCAUUAGUGACUGAAUACUGGGGACCUGCAUUUAAAUUGCUUCGUCAGAUGCCACAUCAAAUGAGAUUGAAAAAUAUGCCUUACUUGAGGUGUACUUAAUUGCUUACCAAGAGCUUGCACUAAUUUUUUUGCUCGGACUAGAUGCAUAUCAGACAUAACAACUAUUCGCUGUGCCAUAUUGAUUUUCUUUAUGAUUCGUUAAGUUACAUCAGUUAUAGUGUUUUACCUAUAUAUAUUUGUGACUUGACUUAUUCUGCACUGCAGAUUUGUUAAUUUAGAAGAUUGGCGCAUAUUUGUAGAUGGUAGAUUUGUUUUUAAAAUUGCGGCAAUACUUAUUAUGUAUCCUUAGUAUUUUAUAUUUCUAGUCAUUUUAUAAAAUAAUCAUGUAUGUUAAAUUAUUCAAAAAUAAAUUCCGAUUAUUAACCAUUUGCUUUCCUGUGAUUAAGUUUCUUAAAUAUGUAUGUCACGUAUGUACAGUAGUAUUUUGAAAUGUGAUAGUCAUUGCUUGUAUGACAAAGUAAUUUUAAUGCUAGAAAAUGAACAGUAUCACUAGAAAGUAGGUAUUCCAUAUUUAUUAUCCCUAGUGCGUAUAGUUUUAUUAUGCAAUUGAGUGAGUAGUUCCGUUGUACUUCAGCAGCACAAGGCACACUGUGGGGUGGGACUUCCCCGCUCUCUAAGUCUUCAUGAUGUCCUAAUCUUAAAGUGUAAUUGUGUUCGAUAAAUAAAACUUAUAUAUCCACUA
Frankliniella occidentalis (western flower thrips) is the source of this 5217-nucleotide messenger RNA. RefSeq names its product cation-independent mannose-6-phosphate receptor (gene Lerp). Bases 90 to 4064 code for a protein of 1324 amino acids. NCBI's taxonomy places the organism in Eukaryota, Metazoa, Arthropoda, Insecta, Thysanoptera, Thripidae. The record is from RefSeq and is a predicted model, not a curated record. Gene Ontology annotation, molecular function: signaling receptor activity; D-mannose binding. The transcript is spliced from 23 exons. Gene Ontology annotation, biological process: lysosomal transport.